CGAGAAUAGAGCCAGGAGCUAAAUUUGUGCCUGUGUCUGAUCUGGGGCAUUUGAAGCCAUCAGCAGCCAGUCCAGGAGGUGCCCUUCUGCCCAGCAAGAACUUGCAAGACGGCCAUGUCCCACCGGAAGUUUUCAGCCCCUCGGCACGGCCACCUGGGCUUCCUGCCCCAAAAACGGAGCCGCAGGCACCGGGGGAAGGUGAAGACUUGGCCCCGGGAUGACCCCAAGAAACCAGUACAUCUCACGGCCUUUCUGGGCUAUAAAGCUGGCAUGACCCACACCCUGCGUGAAGUCCAUCGGCCUGGACUCAAGGUGUCCAAAAGGGAGGAAGUAGAGGCUGUAACCAUUGUGGAGACCCCACCUGUGAUUGUGGUAGGAAUUGUAGGCUAUGUGGCCACUCCUCGGGGCCUUCGGAGCUUCAAGACCAUCUUUGCAGAGCAUCUUAGCGAUGAAUGUCGCCGCCGCUUCUACAAGAACUGGUACAAGAGCAAGAAGAAGGCAUUCACCAAGGCCUGCCAGAAAUGGCGAGAUGAAGAUGGGAAGAAGAGGCUGCAGAAAGAUUUUGCCUCCAUGAAGAAGUAUUGCAAGGUCAUCCGUGUCAUUGUCCACACCCAGAUGAAACUGCUGCCAUUCCGGCAGAAGAAGGCUCACAUCAUGGAGAUCCAGCUGAAUGGCGGUACCAUAGCUGAGAAGGUGGAAUGGGCGCGAGCACGGUUAGAGAAACAGGUGUCCGUGCACACAGUCUUCAGCCAGAGUGAGGUGAUCGAUGUGAUUGCAGUUACAAAAGGCCGGGGCAUGAAAGGGGUCACUAGUCGUUGGCAUGCCAAGAAACUCCCACGAAAAACUCACAAGGGACUGCGUAAGGUGGCCUGUAUUGGGGCCUGGCAUCCUGCGAGGGUAGGCUACUCCAUUGCUCGAGCUGGCCAGAAAGGUUACCAUCACCGGACAGAACUCAAUAAGAAGAUCUAUCGAAUUGGCCAUGGGAUCCAUGUGAAAGAUGGGAAAGUGGUUAAGAACAAUGCAUCUACCAGCUAUGACGUGACAGACAAAUCCAUCACUCCCCUGGGGGGCUUCCCACACUAUGGUGAAGUAAAUAAUGACUUCGUGAUGCUGAAGGGUUGCAUUGCUGGGACCAAGAAGCGUGUCAUCACUCUCCGAAAGUCCCUCCUGGUGCACCGAAGCCGGCGGGCUCUGGAAAACAUUGAGCUAAAAUUCAUUGAUACCACCUCAAAGUUUGGACAUGGAAGAUUCCAGACAGCUCAGGAGAAGAGAGCCUUCAUGGGUCCCCAGAAGAAACACCUGGAGAAGGAGAAGACAGAAGCAGCAGCAGAGGACCUAUGAGGCAGAAGAAGCCAGGCAUCCAGAGUAGGACCUUGGCUUAAUAUUUCCUUCCCCAGAAAAGACAGCCUCUCAUCAAUAAAGGAGACUGUUGGGGAAAAUUCAAUAA
Antechinus flavipes (yellow-footed antechinus) is the source of this 1447-nucleotide messenger RNA. It is a transcript of the gene RPL3L, whose product is annotated as ribosomal protein L3 like. Gene Ontology annotation, cellular component: ribosome; cytosolic large ribosomal subunit. Lineage: Eukaryota; Metazoa; Chordata; Mammalia; Dasyuromorphia; Dasyuridae. Gene Ontology annotation, molecular function: structural constituent of ribosome; RNA binding. Gene Ontology annotation, biological process: ribosomal large subunit assembly; translation. The record is from RefSeq and is a predicted model, not a curated record. The coding region runs from base 115 to 1341 and encodes 408 amino acids. The transcript has 10 exons.